Didymodactylos carnosus is the source of this 1029-nucleotide messenger RNA. NCBI's taxonomy places the organism in Eukaryota, Metazoa, Rotifera, Eurotatoria, Philodinida, Philodinidae. The record is from the annotation of a GenBank genome assembly.
AUGCUGACUAGUCGAACGUGGACUAUUACACAGGAACUGAAAGAUGAUGCCAGUAAAAUAUACUCAAUUGCACAAAAAAAUGUUGCUGACACAAGUGGUUCAAUAGUUGGCCAAAACGAUCGGACCGGCUUAUUUAUUGCUUUAUUUCUCUUAUUUUUACUUUUUGUACUUAUUCUAUAUUUGUUAUACAAUUGUUUUUCCAAUCGUUCAUUGUCCAACGUAUGUCACAAACAAGAAAAGUUUGAUAAAAAGGCGACUGCUGACAAAAACAACAUCAGUAUUCAAGAUCAUUUACAAAGUCAACAUUUAGAAGAUGAUUCUCUUAUUGACAACAUUGAUAGCAUCACGCCACCAUUAUCAAAUCGUUAUUCUCAGUCGUCUUCUAUCCGCUCUAAUAAUCGGCAAAAUUCUUAUAAAAUUUCCUCCCAAGCGUCGAAACUAUUGACACCACGAGUAUCACAAAUAUUAACAACAACCGUAGGAGGCGAUUGUAAUGGAGACAUUGAUUCUUGCAUAAAAACUCUAUCAUUACAUCAAGAAUUAGAACCCUAUUCAGCCACUCUAUUAUCGCGUACAAUAUCCAAAUAUUACGAAAACAAAAGAAAACUAACGAGUUCUAAAACUCUAGCACGUCGUUCUCGAUCAUGCGAACAGUUGUACAUAUUUGAUGGAAUAAUCUCUAGAAAAUCGUUAACAAAAAUUAAUUACUUACAUCAUCACAGACGAAUACAUUCAGAGCGAAUAAAAGGUCAUUGGAAAACAGAGCAUCUAAGGUCAAAGAAUCUACUCAGCUUACCAACAGUUGGGCAUGAUUUUUCAACAAUGUCAAUAAUUACAAACAAUGCUAGUUUGUGGAAAAGUGAACAUUUGAGUAAAAAAGAUAAUACAGGAAGCAGUAUAAAACGGAAACAACGACAAUACAUUCAACCGCAUCAUUGUGAAGAACAUUCAUUUUCAGCUAAACAAAAACCUACAACAAUUUAUGAGCUCUUUCGAUCAGAUAAAAUGAGAAUUCAAAAUUUAUUAUAA